Molecule: messenger RNA, 400 nt
Organism: Armigeres subalbatus
Lineage: Eukaryota; Metazoa; Arthropoda; Insecta; Diptera; Culicidae
Product: NADH-ubiquinone oxidoreductase chain 5-like
Exons: 3
Source: RefSeq, a predicted model, not a curated record
CAUAGUUUGAAAAGAAUCAAUUUAACAAAGGAUAUUAAAAUGUUAACUGGUAGUCCUAUCAUUUUUCGGUUAGUUUAUUAUUCUAAAAUUGGGGAUUUUAAUUAUGUUUCUUUAAAUAUAAUAAAUGAAUUUUUAGAAUUUGAAUAUCUUUUAGAAUUUUUUUUAAUAGUAAUAGCAAUUAUGGGAGGAAGAAUAUUAAAUUGAUUAAUAUUUUUAAAUUUUGAAAUAAUUUGUUUACCUUUUUAUAUAAAAUUAUUAACUUUAUUUGUUUGUAUUUUAGGUGGAUUAAUAGGUUAUUUAAUUAGAAAUGUAAAUUUAUUUUUUUUUAAUAAGUCAUUUUAUUAUUAUAAUUUAAGAUUUUUAUUUGGGGGAAUAUGAUUUAUACCUUUAAUUUCAACAA